AUGCUCCUUAAACACGGCACAGAUUUGAACCACACGAGUUACAAGGGCAUGACCACAUUGCUCUAUGCUACUUCUCCUGAGGUGAUGCCAGCGGACUUGGAUGAGGAUCUCCACGAACGGAAGCAUAUCUGUGGAGCCGACGUGAAUGUCGAAACUGAGGAAGAGACCACUGCCCUACAUCUCACGAUUACGAACGGCCAUUACGGCUUUGUGCAUGGGUUUGUGGAAAUGUUUAUUGAGCAUGGGAUUGAUGUGAACGCUGAGCUAGUGGAUGGGAGAACUCCUUUGGAUAUGGUGGAAGACGAGGAGACUCGAUUUACUCUCAAAUAUGAGAUCGAUUUGCUUCGCCAGCAUGGAGCUCGGAAUGGAGUCCGAAACGGUGCUCGACAGAUGCCUCCGUUCAGUCAAAAUAUAGAAUAA
This is a messenger RNA of Penicillium lagena, 420 nucleotides long. Its product is annotated as ankyrin repeat domain-containing protein. The transcript has a single exon. Gene Ontology annotation, molecular function: protein binding. The record is from RefSeq and is a predicted model, not a curated record. The coding region runs from base 1 to 420 and encodes 139 amino acids. Lineage: Eukaryota; Fungi; Ascomycota; Eurotiomycetes; Eurotiales; Aspergillaceae.